AUGGAGCUUGGGAGUCAGUCGUGGAAGAAGAAGAAGAAGGGAAAGGUGCAGGCUCCGCCGAUGGAAAUCACGAAGAUCAUGGGGUCGGGUGCUUCUGAAAACCGCGUCGAUUUGACUUUCUUCUCCGAUGGAUACCUUGAAUCGGAGAAACAGAAGUUCAUCGAUGAUGUGACUUGGCUUGUGGACGAGAUUGCAGGCAAUCAAACAUUCCAUACCGUCUCACCCCUGCUCAACUUCUGGGCCGCGUUCACACCUAGUAAUGAGACCGGCGUAGGUGUGGGAGGCAAGCCUAAAGAGACUCCCUAUGGUCUGUAUCGCGAUGGCACAGAGCUGCGCGCGUUAUAUUACGCGUAUCCUGAGGUCGGACGCGCUGCAUGCCAGGCUCUGGGAGAUAAAUGCAAUUACCCCAUUCUCAUCGGUAAUGACCCAUUGUAUGGAGGUCUCGGUGGUGAAUUUACUACAAUCACUCCCUCUGUGGCCAACGGACCACUGAUCCUCAGACACGAACUCGGCCACUCUGUCAUCCGAGUUGGCGAAGAAUAUGAUGGUGGUUUCGCCUAUUUUGGCCCCAACGCGGGCCACGACCUAUCCGAGCUGCCCUGGACACAGUGGCUUACCAAACCCCUCAUCAAAGACACCCUUUUUGAGCCUCGCGUUGAACGCUCCGUGAUGCCACUGCAGGCCUACCCAUGGACGCUCCUCAACACUACCAAGCCUUGGUCGACGACUUUCCUCUCGUCCGGAACUUACUCGCGUUAUCUCGUCCGAUUCUCACUUAGCGGGCUUCCAGAGAAAGGCGACGUCAGUGUGCUUUUUGAUGGCGAGGAUCUAGGUUGGGAGCCGAAAGAAGGGCUGGGUAUGGAUCGGUACCAUUAUGAUAUUUAUAGGGAUGACACCUUGAGCGAGGGCGAGCAUGAGGUGAAGUUUAUGUUGAAUACAGAGGAGAGGGAGGGUGUGGCGCAGUUGUGUAACGUUGAGAUCCUGGAGUUCGGGAGCGAUCCAGAUGAGUUCAAUUCGACAGCGGGCUUCUACGGCGUCUUCCCGACGUUCAGCGAAAAGAACGAGACCUCGUACCGGCCGACUAACGAAGACUGUCUGAUGCGCAUCGUCACGACACCUAACUUCUGUAGCGCCUGUGUCGAAGGCCUGUGGCACUCGCUCCUCAAGCGUGUGGAUCUCAUAGACAACAUUACCACCACAUGUCAACUCACUCCCUUCGGCACCUGGAAACGUACGUUCGAGCUCUUCCUGGUCCCGAUUGGUCAGUUUAGAGAGGACGAGACGAAUGCCGCGGAGAGUUACAAGAUUGAGUGGAAGAAGGACGGGAAACCGAUCAGUAAGUAUGAGAAUGCGACGGUGUUGGAGGUGAGUGGGAGUGAAGGGGGGGAGUGGGAAGUUGAGGUCAUGUUUGAGACUGAGGAGGUUAGAGUGGAUCCGGAGGAUUUAUUGACGUCGUGGAGGGGUAUCUCGGUUGAUGGUGGGUGUGUCUAG
Molecule: messenger RNA, 1491 nt
Organism: Stereum hirsutum FP-91666 SS1
Lineage: Eukaryota; Fungi; Basidiomycota; Agaricomycetes; Russulales; Stereaceae
Exons: 8
Coding region: 1-1491 (496 amino acids)
Molecular function (GO): metallopeptidase activity
Source: RefSeq, a predicted model, not a curated record